GUGUGGGAUCCCUGGCCGGUGUAAACAUUGAUGGCGCCGUGUAGCAGCACCAUGGAGGACCAGCAGCCGGAGCCGAAUACCGCAACUAGGCCCAGGUUUACUGUGCCCAGAAAUGUUCUCGAUGCUUUUGGAAGUUUAGUGACGGAGGACACGCAUCGGCAGGCUGAAGCAGCCAUCAUUAUUCUCAAACAUGCAGAAUCUAGCCAGGCGGACCACGAGGAGACUGUGCUAUCUGAUGACAUUGCAUACAUCGUCAAGCGGCUUGUCAGUGGGCUACUAUCAAGCAGGCCAAGGGCUCGAGAGGGUUUUUACACUACACUACAAGCAUUGCUGCAGCUGCAACCUUCUGUUGUUUCCUUGGUUUUCCUCACCGUUACAGAAAAAUGUUGUCUCAAUAAUGCAUUCAGUAAAGAUGAAGCCAAGGAGCAAGUUGUGGGAGAACUUCUAGCUUAUGGUGCCCUGAUUCGAUCUGGUCAAGCAAAUAGAAACUCUGAGAUGCUAUCUAAAAUAAUAUCCAGACUGUUUCAAAUAAGGCAGAUGAAGACUUACAUGGACACAAUGGCCACUCAGUUUUUAGUCCAACUUAUGAAAAAAUGUGAAGAUAAGGCUGUUUACAUGAAUAUAUUGACCUAUAUGGAGAAAGAGAAAAAUACAUCUGUAAAGGAUCUCUCUCCUUGCUCACUAUGGCUUCGCCUAGCAUUACUGAAGAAUCAGAGGCAUAAGUUUCCAAUGUGGCUCACUUCAACGUUAAAUCCAGACAAUUAUUCAGCUAUAGGCCAUAUUGUAAUGCAAACAACUGCAGAUUUUCCUAAGGUUCAUCCAUUGGUGGAAGAUGUUAUUCACAGCCUCACAUCUGAUCAUCAUGUGACAGCCACUAACUUGGAGAAGUUUUGGGUGGUUGGAUUAGCACCUUAUUUGGAGUGUCCUUCAACAGGAAAAAUACAGUUGCUCUUUAAUGUUUUGCAGUUAGUGCUUCCAAAACUGGGAAAGGGGUCUGAGGUGGCUGCUGUGGUUUCUGGCUCUUUGGUUGCUCUGUUGCUAACCACAGUCUCCAGACAUGAUCGGGAUCUUAGUUUUUCUGCUCGUGGCCUUGCAUCUGCAUUAUUGCAAUUGGUUGCUGCAAACCAAGAUGAAAGCAGUGAUGUCCAACUGGCUGUUGUGAAAGCACUAAUUCUUCCUCCUGGUAGUGUGAGAUUUGACCAGCUAACAGGGACAAAGUUAUUGGCUCAAAUGAAAAAUCAUUUCACAUUAACUACUAUCAAGGGCUUAGCAAAAGUUUUGAAAAUGAUUAUAAUAAAGAAAAUAAGGAAUGUGAAACCUGCAGAUCAGAACUGUGCAGCACAUGCUUUGAGGCUCUUAGCGGCACACCCGAAGGUGUCGAGUGAAAAUCAUCUGACAUGGAGGAUUCAGCAGCUGAAGGUUCUCAUGAAAGCAGCAUUCUUCACUUCAACUGAUUCUAAUGAUCUUCAGGACUUCAGAGAUGCAUUCUUUAAAACUCUUGCUAACUUUACUGGACACAUUAAUGAAUACAAAUCUGUAUUGCUGGACAUUGUUAAUGUAGCUGAUGAUGAGUUACGAUUGCGUGAAACUGCUAACACCUCACCUCUAAAUGCAGAGGCAAAGAAACUCUGGCCUCAAGUGUUCAAGAAGAUAUGUGUCCUUCAGGGAGAGCAAGAGCAAGCAUCCAAAGCUAACCCAGUUUUUCAGGUUUUGUAUUGUCAGAUGUGUCUCCAUCUUUUCAUUGAUCCAUCAGGUGCAAAAGACAUUAUAGAAGAACUAAAUGCAUGCCAUAAAAAAGUAAUGAAAAUGUCAGAUAUUAAGAAGAAGCGAGGAGCAGAGGUAUCAAUGAGGGAGCCGUAUUGGGUGGAGGUGAUAACAGAACUCUUGCUUAGCCUUUUGACUCAAGAGAAAAACUUCUUUAGGUCUGUCUCACAAGGAGUAUUUUGGUUAAUGUGCCCAGAGAUGACGCACACGGCCCUUACUAUCCUCACAGAUGUCUUGGAUCCUUCAAAGACACAAGAGUUAAUUAGGAAAGAAAAUGAUGACAAUAUUGCAAUAAACAAUUAUGAAAGUGUGGACCCUGAAGAGGCAGAGGGAACUGAAGAUGAAGCAACAGAUUCAGAAAAUGAAGAUGAAGAUGAUGAAGUGCAGUCAGAGUCAAGUGAGGAGGCUGAGGGUAAUGAAAUAGAAGAUGAUAUGGAAGCUGAUGAAGAAAAUGAGAAUGGAGAGGAUGGAACCAUGAGUAUUUUUGACCUCAAGAAAAAAAUGUUGGCUGUUACUGGUAAUAUUGAUGAGGAUGUUGAUAUGGACAGUGUUCCACAAGAAGAACUAAACAAUUUAGACAGGAAGCUGAGUGCUCUCUUGGGAGAAUAUCAAAACAAGCAACGGAACAAAAAAACGGGAGCCAUUGAAAAAUUACCCAAGGAUGAGAAGAGCAUCAUGCAUUUCCAAACCAGAGUUUGUGAUUUGAUUGCGGUUUACAUUAAGAAAGCUCCAUCCAUGGGCAUGCUCCUGGGCUUAGUUAAUCCACUCUUCAUUGCUCUCUACACUGCAGAUCAAGAUAAGAGGCAAAAAGACCUUCAGAACAGACUCAGGCACCUCAUACAUCUGCUGGGAAUGGUAAAGAAGUGUGAUAGCUUAGGGGAUGCCACGAUUGAUGUACUGAUGGACACCUUGAACACUUUCUUCAUCAAUGCUUCCAGUAUGCCUGAGAGCUUCACUGAUGUUGUAAGAGAGUGCUAUUCAUUGCUGCAUCGAUUUGGCUCCCGACUCCUGGGAGAGGGUAUUCACAAGCCAGACAACCCUCUAGUUAAGGCCUUGACAAAUCACAUGGGUUCCUUUUUUACAAAAAGCACUGGCUCGGUGAAGGCGCAUGCAUUCUUAGGUCCUUGUUCUUAUGAUUAUGGAGGGUUAUGGAACAUUGUGGAACUUGUGAUGAAGUUUGCUUUUGACUCUAAAAUCAAAAUAUAUCGACGAACUCAGGCAUUGCAAGUGAUACAAAAGUUAUAUCAGAAUAAGGCCCUUGUGGCACAAGGAAAUGAAGAGUAUGCAGCAAGGAUUGAAACAGAUCUAUCGACAAAAAUAUUGAAUACUCUGAAUUUAUUCAAGACCCCUGAAUCAAUAAAUGGUCAAUACAUGUCAAGUCUUUUUACCCUUCUUGUUGUCAUCUAUAAGAACCAUUCAGUGAGAGGUUCACAGAAAAACUUCAAUUGGCAUGAAAUAAAAGAUGUGGUACCAACAAUCCGUCAGUGUAUUUCAAAAAGAACUCUCAAGUCAUUCAGAAAGCAGUAUAAUAGUCUUCAGCAGACUCUUAAACUGCCAAAACUGGUGUACACUAUUAAAAAUUGUGAUGAAGCAAAUGCUGCACCCUUGCGUGAGAAACACAGCAGUGAUAAUAUUUCAUUGAAGAAUUCUAAAGACACAAAAAGCAAUAAUAGAAAACGAGCAGGAAAUUUUGAAGAUUCUAAAAACAAGAAUGGGAAAAAGCAAAAGGUGCAAAAUCCAAGCUUGAGAGUUUAAAAUCCACACAUUGUCAACACAGAAAUAAAAAAACAAGAAAAUAAUUAAGUGGAAACAAAAGCAUAAUUGUGUAAGUAGAUGAGGAAGAGCCAUGCUGGUUCAGCACUGCUUUAAGAUAAGAAAAACAAAUAGCAGGAUAAAGUUUUUUCAUGGAUCAUUGUGAAUUUUGUGUUACCAUUUCAUGGAUCAUUGUAAAUUUUGUGUUAUCAGUGAUAUUGAGGUCAAUUAAAUUCUGUUGUUAAUUAUUAAGGAUUUUCCUACAGCUCAUGUUAUUCACCACAAUAAAGUCUUUUAUAUUUA
Procambarus clarkii (red swamp crayfish) is the source of this 3819-nucleotide messenger RNA. RefSeq names its product myb-binding protein 1A-like protein. Gene Ontology annotation, molecular function: transcription factor binding; RNA binding; transcription corepressor activity. Gene Ontology annotation, cellular component: nucleolus. The record is from RefSeq and is a predicted model, not a curated record. NCBI's taxonomy places the organism in Eukaryota, Metazoa, Arthropoda, Malacostraca, Decapoda, Cambaridae. Gene Ontology annotation, biological process: regulation of DNA-templated transcription.